Hypanus sabinus (Atlantic stingray) is the source of this 2361-nucleotide messenger RNA. RefSeq lists its product as uncharacterized. Gene Ontology annotation, molecular function: nucleic acid binding; zinc ion binding. Bases 839 to 1684 code for a protein of 281 amino acids. The record is from RefSeq and is a predicted model, not a curated record. Lineage: Eukaryota; Metazoa; Chordata; Chondrichthyes; Myliobatiformes; Dasyatidae. The transcript has 2 exons.
UGCAUAAUAGAUUAAUAAUAUGAAGGAGCCAUUGAAAGACGGGGUACAGAAGGAGUCACCAUCCUCCCCCAAAAGCAUAGGCAGUGAACCCCGAUCUCUGCAGUACUCUUGUGGUGAACUACCUAUACCUGUCUGGACACGCCCCCUGCUGACUACUCCUGUGGCUCCUCCCACAGACCCCGGUAUAAAGGCGAUCUGAGGCCUGAGCCCGGCCCUCAUUCUCCAGGAUGUAGUAUGGUGGUCAACUACUGCUUGUUCCUUCUUCCAGUCAAUAAAAGCCGAUAUCUCGACUUCACGUCUCAGAGUGAGUUAUUGAUGGUGCAUCAAUUUUAUUGACUGGAAGUUUCAAAAACAUGGAAAGCAUUUUAUGUCCGGAAAGAUUGAAUUUGGACCCCCAAGACCCUGAAGCAGCUCUUGCCUUUGAACUCUGGCUUGCAUGCUUCCAAUUAUACUUGGAGGAGGUUAGUGCAACUGAACCCGCUGUUAUGCACCGAAUUCUCCUUUCGCAGGUCACCCUGAAAGUUUACUCACUUAUCAGAGACCUGUUGACCUACGAAGAGGCACUGGACGCCCUCAAAAGACAGUACCUGCGGCCAGUGAACACCGCCUAUGCAAGACAUCGCUUAGCUAGGCGACGACAGCGGCCUGGAGAGUCAAGCGCCGAGUUUCUCCGAGCCCUACAGACACUCGUCCGAACUUGUGACUUGCAAAAUGCUUACGGCGGAACAGCAUGCGGAGCUGCUAGUAUGAGACGGCCUUUGUUACAGGAAUCAGGUCAGUUUACGUACGCCAGCGGCUGCUGGAAAAUGCCGAUCUUACCUUAUGCUCGGCGAUCGAGAUGGCUGACACACUGGAGGCUGCUCUGCACAAUGCUGAUGCUGUCCAGCCGCGUGAUACCCCGCCGGUUCCUUGGACACAUCAGACCCCGCUGCCGCCGGUUCCCAUGAGCGAAUUUGCCAAUGCCGCUGCCAGUCGCAAUUCCACGAACUCCCCAAACCCAACCACAGCUGCUGCCAGUCACAAGCCCGCGCAGUGUUACUUCUGCGGACCCGAAAAGCACCCCCAAAAACGCUGCCCGGCCCGAGAAGCGACCUGCUCCAGCUGCGGGAAGAAGGGCCAUUUUGCCAAGGUCUGUAAGUCUAAACCACUAGCAGGGUCGGGCAGCACUGCGUGUGAGACGUGGGGGCCGCCAUCUUGCAUGCCUGGAUGUGGACGGCCAUCUUUGUCGGCAUCAACAUGCCCCGCCCCCGACCCACCGGUGCUUACCAGACACCAAGACGGCGGUUCAACUCUGGCCACUGUAACCCUCGACCAAAGUGCCCGACACCAGCUUGCAAGGUCAAUGAUGGACAUCCUGGUGGAGGGGCACAGGACUAGCUGCCUGUUUGGCACGUGCAGCACUGAGAGUUUUAUUGACCGGGACACAGUGCAAUGCUGCGGACUCGUGACACGGCCGGUAAGCCAGAGGGUUACCUUGGCUUCUGGGUCGUAUUCCACAGACAUCCGGGUGGGUUGUGUAGCGACAUUGGUGGUGCAGGGCACAGAAUAUCGGGACUUUGCGCUACUGGUCAUGCCUCAACUGUGCGCGCCUGUGCUAUUGGGGCUGGACUUCCAGAGCCAUCUCGAAAGUGUGACUAUGGCAUAUGACGGGCCCCUUCCACCACUCACUGUCAGGAAUCCUUAGUUUGGAAGUCUGCCACUGGGACCACCCUACCGGCUUGGCUGACAUCCCCAGGGCCAGUGCUGCUCUGGAAACAUGUGAGGAGCAAUAAAUACUCCCCGCUGGUCGAGCGGGUUGUCUUACCUGAUGGGCAGGAGGACAUGGUCUCCAUCCACAACCUGGCGCCCGCAGGAGCAGCAGACCACCACCCCGAACACUCCACAGUAACUAUGAACCCUGUACCGAGGUGACACUGCACACACCAAACCCUACACAGACUCCUCACGACACUCCUAUACCGGGCGCCUCGCACACGCAUGAGGGAUCACUGACGCCUCCAGUUAGGCCGGAACCAGCACAACCACCGUCUCCGGUGCAAUCACCACCGGCACCUGUGCAAUCACAGCCGGUGCUAUGUAGAUCGCAGCGACAGAUUCGACCACCUGAUAUAGACUUAACCUGUAAAUAUACUUGUAAGAAACUUCGCCCCAUGGGGACUCUCUUUUAAAACAAAGUUGGGGGGGUGAAUGUGGUGAACUAUGUACCUGUCUGGACAUGCCCCCUGCUGACUGCUCCUGUGGCUCCUCCCACAGACCCCUGGAUAAAGGCGAUUGAGGCCUGAGCCCGGGCUCUCAGUCUCCAGGAUGUAGUAUGGUGGUCAACCACUGCUUGUUCCUUCUUCCAGUCAAUAAAAGCCGAUA